AUGCUGUUACUGCUGGUGUCCAGUUUUGCCAACGCGUCAACGAUUUACCGGCACACGGCGGAGGCGUCGGACGACAACGAAACAUCGUCAUCGGCGGCGGCACACCAGCCCCGGACAGAUCAACAGGACGAGCAGCGAAGCCCACCGAAGUACGGGAAGUACUCCAGUUCCUCCAGCGAGAACUUUGGCCCCGCAUUUCCGGCGACGAGCGCACUGGCGCCGAACCCGAACGGCGGUGGUGGCGGCGGCGCCGGCGGUGCCCUGGCGCCUGCCUCGCUGCAGGCGGCCUCACCACAAACGAUGACACUGACGGCGGCGGAUAAAAAUAAAACCAAGCUGCUGAAGUGUCACUGUGACAUCUGCAAGGACGAGAACUACGUCUGCGAAACGGACGGCGUGUGCUUCACGUCGCUGUCGCGCGAACCGGACGGCAAGCUCAAGUACUCCUACAGGUGCUUAGAUCUCAAGGACCACUGGGGUCCAUUUACCUGGAACUGGUGUCGUAAUAAGACCGACGACAUGCCUAACGAUCACUACUGUUGCUACGGACCCGACUUGUGCAAUUUCCAUCUGAAACCCGCAAAGUCUUUGGUAGAAGCACCGGAAGAGGAUAAGGGGAAGCUGCACCUGAUAUUGAUCGUGGUGACGGUGCUCCUACUGCUCGUCAUGGUAUUCGCCUCAGUUACGUACUUCUUUGGGCGCCGUAAGCGCAACAGUGGCGCCCGUCAGAUCCUGCCCGAAGACUCCGUGUGUGGUGCCAGCUAUCCGAUCCUCAAUGGGCACACCACCAUCCAGGAUCUGAUCGAGAUGACCACCUCCGGUUCGGGGUCAGCCGGAUUGCCGUUGUUGGUGCAGCGAUCGAUCGCCCGUCAGAUCCAGCUGGUGGAGGUGAUCGGCAAGGGACGCUUCGGCGAGGUAUGGCGCGGUAGAUGGCGUGGCGAAAAUGUGGCCGUCAAGAUCUUCUCUAGCCGGGAGGAGUGUUCGUGGUCGAGAGAGGCCGAAAUUUACCAGACGAUCAUGCUGCGUCACGAGAACAUUCUCGGUUUCAUUGCCGCCGACAAUAAGGAUAACGGUACAUGGACGCAGCUGUGGCUGGUGACGGAUUACCACGAGAACGGGUCUCUGUUUGAUUUCCUGACCUCACGGUGCGUCAGCCCCGACACGGUGCUCGAGAUGGCGUACUCGAUAGCGACCGGUUUGGCCCACCUGCACAUGGAUAUCGUCGGUACGCGCGGCAAACCGGCCAUUGCCCAUCGGGAUCUCAAGUCGAAGAACAUUCUGGUCAAAUCGAACCUCACCUGCUGCAUAGGCGAUCUGGGGCUGGCCGUGCGACACAUCGUCAGCACCGACAAGGUGGACAUCCCAUCCACACACCGAGUCGGUACCAAGCGCUACAUGGCACCGGAGGUGCUGGACGAAACGAUCAACACGGAUCAGUUCGACUCCUUCAAACGAGCGGACGUGUACGCGCUCGGACUCGUCCUUUGGGAAAUUGCCAGGCGGUGUAACUUUGAUGGCACGUACGAAGAAUAUCAGCUGCCUUUCUUCGACGUGGUACAGCCCGAUCCUACCAUAGAGGAAAUGCGGAAGGUGGUCUGCAUGGAUCAGCAGCGACCCAGCAUACCGAGCCGAUGGGUCGGUUGCGAGUUGCUGCACGCAAUCUCGAAGGUAACGAAAGAAUGCUGGUACCAAAAUCCUGCCGCACGACUGUCGGCACUGCGAAUCAAGAAAACGUUGGCCAACCUCCGUUAG
Molecule: messenger RNA, 1752 nt
Organism: Anopheles bellator
Lineage: Eukaryota; Metazoa; Arthropoda; Insecta; Diptera; Culicidae
Gene: babo
Product: TGF-beta receptor type-1
Exons: 8
Coding region: 1-1752 (583 amino acids)
Biological process (GO): activin receptor signaling pathway; cellular response to growth factor stimulus; protein phosphorylation
Cellular component (GO): activin receptor complex; plasma membrane
Molecular function (GO): activin receptor activity, type I; activin binding; ATP binding
Source: RefSeq, a predicted model, not a curated record